UCAAUUCAAUUACCAAAUUUCUUCUUUUUCUCUCUCCUUCCAGUCCUUAACUCCUCAAUCUGAUCAUUAUACUUACUUCUUACACAUUUUUCUCUCUCCUUUCCACCCCUCCUGUAACUAACAUCUUUGUUGUUCAAAAGUUUGAACAGCAGAGUCCUCAGAAUCCCAGAACUUUAAGUACUAAAUUUCAAGAAAGUAGAAAUUUUUUUUACAAAAUAAAGGAAAAAGUCAGCAGUUCAAGAUUAAGGUAUGCAGAGCGUAUUACAAAAAGUAUCAGCAGCUCAGAAUCUGAAAUUGGGUCUUUUUGUUGAAGAAAGUGAACAAAGUUGGAAUUUUUAGGGUAGUUUUGUAAAAAUCAAAUCUUGCUAGUCCUAUCCGAUUCUUGAAAGAAAACUAACUGCAACGGAUUGUUAUUUGCCAAGUUUGGAAGUUCUUCAAGCAUAAUGGAUAUGGCUGAAAAGGAUAAUAUUGGACCAGAGAAGAGGAAUGAAGAUCUUCUGAACUACCAAUCCUCGAAUAUGCCUUCAGAAUGGCAAUUAAGUGGUAAUUCCCUGUCCAAUGCAUCCAUGGGAUUGAUUUCUUCAGGCAAUCUGGAGCAACCUUCUAGCUCCAAUGCUGCAGUAAUUGAUUCAUUGUGUCCUACUAUGUGGGAACAGUCAUUGACUGCACAAAAUUUAGGUUUCAAUGACAACAAUGUUCAACAUAAUACUAGUACUUCAAAUGCUUUGGGGAAUAGAGCAGGUGGUUUGGGACCCCUGAGAGCUGGUCUUGAUAGUUUAGUUGGUAUGGGAAUGGGAUGGACUCCACCUAAUGCAAUGUUGAAAGGGGGCAUGUUUCUACCAGGUUCACCUGGGUAUCUUCCUCAGACUUUGGCUCAUUUUCCUGCUGAUUCAGGUUUCAUUGAAAGAGCAGCGAGAUAUUCGUGCUUCAGUGGUGGAAAUUUUAGUGAAUUAAUUAAUCCCUUCAAUGCAUCUGAUUCAAUGAAUCCAUAUGCUGGGGGGCUGGCAUCAAUGCUAGGAUCUCAAGAGGCUUUGAUGGGAAAUGGGCUGAAUCCAACAUCUGAAAUGCAGCCCCCAAAAAAUGAGAUGAACAUGACUGAAAGUUCCAAACAUGUUUCUUUUCCUACUGAGUGUGGGCCCUCUGAGGGAAUCCCUCUCAAGAAUGAGAAGAAGAGUGAGAGCUUAGUGAGGUCUCACGAUGAAGCUAAAGGAGGUGUCGGUGCUUCUGGCAAUGAUUCUGAUGAAGCUGAAUUUAGUGGCCGAGGUGGUCAAGAAGAAUUGGAUGCAGCAGAUGGAGAGUCUACUCCUAAGGGAAUUGGAUCAAAGAAGAGGAAAAGAUGUGGUCAGGAUUCUGAACACAACCAAAAAAAGGGAUCUUCACAACAAGCUGCUGAAGUUCCAAAUGAUGGUACUGAAGUUCAGAAGAAGGGAGACCAGAAUCCAACCUCCAGCAAGCCUGGUGGAAAAAAUGGUAAACAGGGACCUCAAGCCUCAGGUUCACCUAAAGAAGAAUACAUUCAUGUCAGAGCAAGAAGAGGCCAGGCCACAAACAGCCAUAGUCUUGCGGAGAGAGUAAGGAGGGAGAAGAUCAGUGAAAGGAUGAAGUUUCUUCAGGAUCUUGUCCCUGGCUGCAGCAAGGUUACUGGAAAAGCUGUUAUGCUGGAUGAGAUCAUUAACUACGUCCAAUCUCUACAACGUCAAGUUGAGUUCCUGUCAAUGAAGCUUGCAACAGUAAACCCAAGGUUAGAUUUUAACAUUGAAGGGCUCCUCGCAAAAGAUGUCCUUCAAACCCGAGCUGGUCCUUCAUCACUUACUUUUCCACCUGAUAUGAGUAUGGCAUAUCCUCAGCUGCAUCAAUCACAACAAGGAAUGGUCCAAGCAGGUCUUCAUGGCCUGGGGAGCCCUUCAGAUGUGCUUCGAAGAUCCAUCAAUUCACCUCUGACCACCGUGAGUGGAAACUUGAAGGAACCUUCAUCUCAUGUACCUAAUGUGUGGGAAGAUGAGCUUCAUAAUAUAGUCCAAAUGGGCUUAAAUUCAAGUGCUCCUCUCAGCAGCGAGGAUAUAAGUGGGUCUCUGGCGCCAGGCCACAUGAAAGCUGAACUCUGAUCGUGUUUCUUAAGUUUGUAAUUUGGUACAUUCUGAUAAUUUUUUAAAGAGGUCGAUGAAUGAGGAUAUCUCUGCAUACCAAGAUUAACCAUUCAGUCAAAGGUUUGAGAAAGUACAGUUUCACCUUUUGCCAUACAAAAGCCUUCCCCAAGUAGAUGGACCAAGUUGUAUCUUUGGCUGGAGCUCUACUACCACUAUUGAAGCAUCUUAAAAGCUCAGUGAUUUUGUUCUUGUACGGUCCUUCUUGGUAAAUUAUCUAUUACAAAAUACAGCACAUCGAAUCUUGAAUCUUCUCCCACAUGGCUGAGGAAAAGCCAAUGAUAUUUGAUAAUAGCGCGAUGAAGAGGAGGGGUUUUGGACCGUAGAACGUAAAUUUUUGGACAUUGCAAGAGGAACAGGGGAUGGUUGUAAGCCUUGUAAUCAAUUCUGGGCGCUUAAGAAGAUAUUAGUUGAAACUAUGCUUUAAUUUUCAAUUCUAGCUGGAAGAAGUGGGAAGCAUUCUGUGUUGCUGACCUGUUGCCAAUGAAAACGAUACUAGUACAUUUCUUUUGGUUUUAAAACAGUGUGAUGUGAUUCUAUUUGUGCUC
Molecule: messenger RNA, 2692 nt
Organism: Coffea eugenioides
Lineage: Eukaryota; Viridiplantae; Streptophyta; Magnoliopsida; Gentianales; Rubiaceae
Product: transcription factor bHLH49
Exons: 9
Coding region: 444-2105 (553 amino acids)
Biological process (GO): regulation of DNA-templated transcription
Cellular component (GO): nucleus
Molecular function (GO): protein dimerization activity; DNA-binding transcription factor activity
Source: RefSeq, a predicted model, not a curated record